Messenger RNA from Trachemys scripta elegans, 1665 nucleotides. RefSeq names its product olfactory receptor 51G2-like. NCBI's taxonomy places the organism in Eukaryota, Metazoa, Chordata, Testudines, Emydidae. The coding region runs from base 131 to 1066 and encodes 311 amino acids. Gene Ontology annotation, molecular function: G protein-coupled receptor activity; olfactory receptor activity. Gene Ontology annotation, cellular component: membrane. The transcript has a single exon. Gene Ontology annotation, biological process: G protein-coupled receptor signaling pathway. The record is from RefSeq and is a predicted model, not a curated record.
UGAGCUCCCGGGAAUCUCUAGACUUGCACUGAGAUCAGAAAGAUGUCUCGUUAAAUAUCAUCUAGUCUCAUUUGUUUUUCUUUCUUUCAGGAAGGAUAUUUCAAAACUCCUUAGACCUGUUCAGUACAUUAUGUCAGCUGUCAAUGACACCGAAUUCAGCUCUGCAGUGUUCCUUCUCACCGGGAUACCUGGGCAGGAAGACGUCCAUCUCUGGAUCUCUAUCCCCUUCUGCUUAGUGUAUAUUAUUUCAAUAGUAGGAAAUUCAGUCAUUCUGUUCAUUAUAAAAACAGACUUGAGCCUCCAUGUGCCCAUGUACAUUUUCCUUUCCAUGUUGGCCAUCACAGACCUUGCCUUUUCGAUAUCCACCAUGCCUACAACACUGGGUAUAUUCUUGUUUAACUCUAGGGAGAUCAGUCUGGAUGCUUGUUUUGCCCAGCUGUUCUUCAUUCACACACUUUCAUUCAUUGAAUCAUCGGUACUCCUGUUGAUGGCCUUUGAUCGAUUCGUUGCUAUCUGUAACCCACUGAGAUAUGCUUCUAUCUUAACCCUGCCGAGAAUUGGAAAGAUGGGACUGGUGUUUUUGCUAAGAGGGGUGUCUUUAAUAUUACCACUCCCCUUUCUUCUUAAACGGUACCAAUAUUGUCGAGACAAUGUCCUCUCCCAUUGCUACUGCCUGCACCAGGACGUUAUUAAGACAGCUUGUUCAGACAUCACAGUCAACUAUAUCUAUGGCUUCUUUCUUACAGUCACCGUGGUGGGGUUGGAUUCACUGUUCAUCUUCCUCUCAUAUGUGAUGAUCCUCAAAACAGUGCUGAAAGUUGCAUCCCACGGGGAGUGCCUUAGGGCCCUGAACACAUGUGUCUCCCACCUCUGUGCUGUCCUGUUCUUCUACACGCCACGGAUUGGCUUGGGUGUGAUACACAGAUUUGUGAAGGACUCUCCUCCGUUGCUCAACCUUCUCCUGGGCUACAUCUCUGUGUUUGUCCCGCCACUUGUGAACCCAAUUGUGUACAGUGUAAAAAGCAAACACCUUCGAGCGAGGAUAAUCAGGGUGUUCUUCAAGUGAAGGGUCAGUUCAUCACUUGGCUCCAGCCCCAGUGACAUGGGAGAUGAAAAACAUGGGCCACAACCAUCCAUUCUAUUCAGGACCUUACAUCCGAGAUGACAUGAUCUACUGAACUCCACUCUGUAAAGAGAGGUUCAGACCGGGUAUAAGGCCUGGAAGAAUGUGAGAGGGGCUGGUGAGGGAGGCUAGAACACUGGGGGAAGGAGACCAAGGCAGGUAGCAGCUUUCACAAUGUGUCUGUGUUCCUGGAGAGCCAGGGGACCAAUGUGAUGUUUGCUUAUAAAGAGCUGUAUCCUUGCCUGCUCCGACCUCAGAAUUCCUCUUGAAGGAGUCAAUAAGGAGAAAGGAGGUGGACGUUGUUUCCUAUUACACCUGGCCUGUCCCUGUUCUGUCUCUGGUUAAACAACCAUGAGCCAGGGGAAAAGCUGAGAGCUGUUCUUCAGUUCCGGUCCUCGCCCUUCCUGAGCGCUCUGGGUACUGCGUGAUCCGUGAGCGCUGCAACAGCUGUGCUCAGCAUCUAUUUAAGUGACACAGUCACCCCGCUUUCCCUUUGCCUUCAGCCAGGUGCACGUGACUGAGUCGUGUCAGAGAUAUGAUCA